Messenger RNA from Metarhizium album ARSEF 1941, 1941 nucleotides. Its product is annotated as Zn(2)-C6 fungal-type DNA-binding domain protein. Gene Ontology annotation, biological process: DNA-templated transcription; regulation of DNA-templated transcription. The record is from RefSeq and is a predicted model, not a curated record. Gene Ontology annotation, molecular function: DNA-binding transcription factor activity, RNA polymerase II-specific; DNA binding; zinc ion binding. Lineage: Eukaryota; Fungi; Ascomycota; Sordariomycetes; Hypocreales; Clavicipitaceae. Bases 1 to 1941 code for a protein of 646 amino acids. The transcript has 5 exons.
AUGGAGAAGCGACUUCCAUUCUUGCUGCCAUCCCCGUCGACCGUCGUCGUCCACACCGAUAAGAGCAAUGACAAGCUCGCCUUUGCUCGCCAAAAACGCCGGCAAGUCGCCUCCGCCUGUGCCAAUUGUCGGAGGCGCAAAGAAAAGUGCGAUGACAAGCGCCCAACGUGUGGCGCCUGUGCCCGCAGAGGUGUCACUUGCAACAAUGACAUGAAGCAGGACGAGUCGGCCGGUGCUGUGGCCUUGAGGCAUCGCAACGCCUCCCUCAAACUGGAGAAUGAGCAGUUGCGGGACCUUUUCAAGUUACUGCACAGUCUGCCCGCUGAGGAAGGCCAGGAAGUCAUUUCGAGACUCAAGGCUGCUGAUGACCCCAUUCAAGUCUUGCGCUCUGUUCAGGAGGCCAGCUUGCUGAUCAACAAUCCCAACUCAUCGUCUUGUUCCGCUCUGUUGGACUCGAGGCUGGACCGCCUGGACCUUCUUGCGCUGCGCGAGAGCGCCAUUCGGGUUGACGCAAAGCCGUGGACCGCAGUGGCCGGUGAUGGCAUAGUCUCGGAGCUCAUCUCAUCCUUUUUCAACUGGGACGACGCUCUUUACUUGCCAUUUCUUGACAGGGAGGCGUUUGUGGAAGACAUGAGGGCCCGAAAUGUUGCCGCGGCCAAGUUUUGCACCCCGUUCCUGGUCAAUGCCAUCUGUGCAGCCAGAUGUUAUACUUGUCGACGAACCAGAGCAUUUAGUGGCAUCAGCAAGAAGAAUUUAGCGGACGACUUCUUCAACGAGGCCAAGAAGCUGCUCCAUCUUGAGGGCGGCCGAGCCUCUAUCCCGACUGUUCAAGGUCUCACAUUACUUUUCUCCAUAGCUUGUUUUCGAGGCACUGAUAAACUUGGUGGUUUAUAUCGUCUCUCGGCGUAUGACAUGUUUCACCAACUCGACGUCGAUGCCAUGUAUGCGAAAAUAGCACACGAUCCCCUAGCCGCCCGUGACAGACGGGUCCUGUCCCGCCUAGCAUGGGGUCUGUUUCUGUUUGAGAGCAUCGUCGGAUACAUGUAUCUACAGCAGUCGUUGCUUCCGCCGCCUCAAAUACCGCGGUGCUUCGAGCCACCGCCCUCUGCGAGUGAUGGGCCAGUACCUAACAUCGACCUCUUUGGUAACCAACACACUAGCGAGAGCCGAUCGCCUCCAUUUGUCACCGGCGCACUAUUCCUAGCUUGUGAAAUAACCGUUAUGCUCUACGAAUCGAUGGACUGGAAUUUCAGGUCCGAAAGUAUAUGGGGUACUGAGCAGGACCUCGAUAAACGUAGAGAUAUGAUUGAAAAUGUGCGGCAAUGGAGGGCAAUGUUGCCCGAAAGCUUGCGAGAUGACACCAACUUUGUCCCACAGACAUGCUAUCUUCGGGCAUACAUGAACGAAGUUCUGUUUAGUAUUCUUCGUCCCCUUCCCCCCCAAACCGAGAUUGAACCUGGCUGGACCGUCAAAGCAUUACAACUCAGCUUAUGCCAGAUCGACAUCGACAACAUGGAGCGUUUCGUCAAAGUCUUUACCUUACGCGACUACGCGUGCAUCAAUAUCGCCGGGGCGUACAACUCCAUACUUGUCCUUGUUUACCACCUGGGCGAUGCCUGCGUGCACCAGCUGUUCGCCAAAGCCGCCUAUCUUAUCGGCGAGACGGGAGGCGACUACCCCAUGUGCCGCUACAUUCUGCAGGCUAUCAAGGCAAUCGCCUGGCAGGCGAAGACUUCGUUGCCGCAGAUGGCCAAGAAGUACUUUGAGAAUUUGGACCGCGCAGGACACACAUUUAGGGACAUCAGCUUUGCAUUGCCUGAGGAGACUGGGAAGAAGACGUCGGCGGGGGCCCCCAGCCCAGAUUCAAGGGGGAGGAUAUGGGCUCAUUGUUGUUCAAGUGGAGUGCCAUGUCUAUCGAGUAGAUCAAGUGUUCGGAGAUGA